Molecule: messenger RNA, 780 nt
Organism: Pectinophora gossypiella (pink bollworm)
Lineage: Eukaryota; Metazoa; Arthropoda; Insecta; Lepidoptera; Gelechiidae
Product: trypsin-3-like
Exons: 5
Coding region: 1-780 (259 amino acids)
Biological process (GO): proteolysis
Molecular function (GO): serine-type endopeptidase activity
Source: RefSeq, a predicted model, not a curated record
AUGACCGAUCUCAUCAACUGUGGUGUCAGGGAUUCAACAGGACUACCUGUCUGGUUCCCAAACGCUCGGGAGCCCAUAGACAACGACAACAAGAUAGUCGGAGGUCAGGAGACGACGAUUGAGGAGCAUCCUUAUCAAGUCUCUUUUAUAGUCAACAACUCGUACUUCUGCGGAGGAUUUAUUGUCAGUGAAAAUUAUAUCUUAACGGCUGCACAUUGUGCUCAAGAUGUCGACCCCUCCACCGUGGUUCUCCGAGCAGGCAGCACCUGGCGGAGAAACGGUACCAUCAUCCCCAUAGCUGAAGUUAUACCACAUCCAAACUACAACCAGCCGGCGUUCGAUAAAGAUGUUGCUGUGAUGAAAACCGUAGACCCUAUAAAAUUCACCGAGACCAUACAGCCUAUACCGCUGCCUAAGAAAAAUAGGCUGAUGAGGGGCGGGACCGACAUCGUUGUCAGCGGCUGGGGACGUACAAAGCAAGGAGCAUCUAGCAUCCCGGAGCGGCUGAUGGAUGUCCGGAUUCCAGUGGUCUACUAUACGGAGUGUUUAAUAGUAUACGCGACAGUCUUGACGCCUAACAUGUGGUGUGGGGGAAACUUCUUUUUAGGUGGUCAAGGAACUUGUCAGGGUGAUUCAGGAGGAGCAGCUAUACAAGAUGGGAUGGCUGUUGGAAUAGUAUCAUUUGGUCGUGGAUGUGGUCAGGCACUCUCGCCGAGCGUGUUCGCGAACAUCGCCGCUCCUACCAUAAGAAACUUCAUCACUAAACACACUGGAUUAUAA